Cuscuta epithymum is the source of this 751-nucleotide messenger RNA. The record is from the annotation of a GenBank genome assembly. Lineage: Eukaryota; Viridiplantae; Streptophyta; Magnoliopsida; Solanales; Convolvulaceae.
UUGGAGAGGCCCAGUGGAAUGAGAGGAAAGCAAGGGACGCCGAAGAGGCGAAGAAGAGGAAAUGGAAUAAUUCGGGGCCACCCGACCAUUCUCGAAGGAACAACCACGGUGGUGGCGGUGGUGGCGGUGAUUCAUUCAAGGCGCCGGCUCCACCGGCAAAGAAGAAUAGGGAUGCGAGGUGGCACGGACCUAGGCCACAGAACUCGGGGCCACCUAGAUGUCCCAAUUGCUCAAAACAACACUUUGGGAAGUGCAAUGAACCACCGAGGUGUUUUAAGUGCGGGAAUGCGGGCCAUAUGAAGGCCAAUUGCCCUCAAUUGAUGCAAGAGAGUGCCUCAGGAGCCGGGGGAGGGACCAUGACGGGAAGGAACCGUGCGGGACCGUCAAACGGCGGCACGGGAAGAGGCGGUGCAUCCACAAGCCAUGCCGCAUCCGUCAACCAAGGUGGGACCCAAACACGAGUCUACGCGAUGACCGAGGCGGAUGCGCGAGCAAACCCGGACUCCGUUGCAGGUUGAAGCUAGGGCUUGCUACCUGCACCUUUCUACGGGUGACAUCAAAUCAAGGAAGACGUGGUUCGUGCUUCCUCAUUUUGUUUCAAAGUACCAAACAUUGCUCAUGGAUAUUUUUAUUUGUUAUAAACCAUUUUUGGGGUUGCAUGCUCAUGUUAUUGGCCGGUUGUGGCUUAUGACUUACCGUUGAAUAUUUCCGCUAUUCAUUGGUUUAAAUGUGAUGUUGUUAUGUAUGUUUA